CUAGGGUUAGGGUUAGGACUAGGGUCAUGUUGUUGAUCAGCAAGAUGCUUGCUUCAAUCAGCUACAAAGGCUGGACAGGUCCCAAGAACAAAGGAGUGAAAUUACUGAAAACAAGUCUUCGCAGAGCCUUCCUGUUGCGUCUCUCACCUGCCGGCUUUCACCCAGGCUACACGACAGCCAAUGGCAGGCCACGGACUGUCAGCAUCUCGGCCAAUCAGAGUUCGCAUCGCCCUCAGAAACUGGAGUAAAAACCACGCCCUCCUCAUCAGGUCUAAAGGGCUGUCAUUUGAUCCAAGCAUCUGUGCAAAUUUUAUUUCAUGAAGUAUUUAAGUGAUCCAAAAUAACAGAAGCAGCACUGAUAUUACCAAUAAUCGAGCAGCAACGGGACGCUUGAGCACCACGGGCCAUUUGGACCACAACUGGCGCUAUCCCGUUUUAUUUACGGAAAUGCUUGGUGGACUAUAUCAGGUGCUCCGACAUCCGGAAAAGCAGGAAACCGACAGGAGAGCGAGCAUAUCCAGCAGGUGUAGCGCAUUCCUGCACGUCGUAAUGCUGUCAGGUUGCAACCAGCGAACUGGGGACUGCUGUAGCAUUAUACACCGCAAGCCUAUUGUUCGACGUGGAGCUGUCGUGUUCGAGCUCCACCUGCGAGUGCAAUUAAACAUUUUCUAGUUGUACGUUUUCCUUCACGACCACGGCAGCCAGGAAGCGUUUGUGCAUGCUUUCUGUCCCCUGUCCCGCAGUUGCAUUGGACUACACUGCCAGCAUGCACUGCGAGAGCCGGUGUAUUUGGAUACAGUGCAAGCGGUAGCAGCUGACAGUUGAGGGGAGUGAGUGGAGCACUGGAGUAAUAUAUAAUAAAGAGGGGGGUUAUAAACGAACUACAACACACACACACACACACACAACAUCAUACUGAAAACUUCAAUCUUGGUUUGAAGAAAGAUCUGCACGAGGCAGGUGUAAAAAUGUGAUUUUUUUUUUUUUGGCAGCGUUGCUAAUCGAAGCAGCUGGUGGGGGGGGGGGGCUGGUGACAGAGCCAGCAGUAAUUGUGGUUGAAUUAUUGUCAUAAAGAUGGUGGAUCCGUGGUAUGCCUGCUGGUUAAAGCAAGGAAUUAAACACAGCGGUACCGAUGGAUUGUAUUUUAACUAAGCCAAGGAAACAAACGGUCCACCUUUCAGAUUCCUGUCUGGGUUGGAAUAACCAAUAAACAAGUCAGUGCGGACUGCAGAUUUCCGUGUAGCGAAAGGCGUCUGAGAAGGAGAGCACAGGAUUUACAGCUUUUUUUUUUUUUUGGAUGUUAUCAUAACAGUGCGGUAUAGGAUAGCUCACCGUGAGGUGAGGGAAAAGAAUGCUGAUAACAUAUUGCAAAAACACUGGAACAGUGUUAUAUGUAUUUAUGUAUUUUACCUUCCACUGCAGCACUAAAUGAAGCAGGUACACAAUCUCAGGGUUCCGUCCGCUGCAAUCAGAUUGGAAAAGGCGGAAAUCUGCAAUAUGUCUCGUUUUAGUUGCAACGCACAGCCAUUAUUGCAUUAUAGAGAAAAACUACAUAGAAAUGGUCAUGAAAUACCGAAUAACCGAAAUACCGAAUAAUCUUUUGAAUUGAGAAUUUGUAGAUCGCUGCUGCAGUUAAUAUUAGAGAAUGCUGUGGACAUCGGAUAGCUUUGUACAGCGCAAAGGCUAACUGAAGACCGCAUUGGCUUCUUAAUGUUGAGUUUCAAGACUAGAUGAUUAUCUUUGGCCUCAUCUUCUCAGAGAAGGCACUGUUUUUAAACGGCUGUUUCUGAAAAAUAAUACUAGUGUAAGAGAACAAGAAACGAUGCAGUACAUUAAGCGGACCAACAACUAACUCAAGUGCAAUUUAGAAUAAAAUAAUAAUUUAUUAUAAAAAUAUUGAAGUUUUCUAAUUUACAUGUAUUUAAUAUAUUGGUUCGUUUUAAAUACGAAGUCAAUGUGUGCUAUCCGUGGCAUUUAAGGAUAUUGCAAGCUUGUAUAUGAGGUACAUUAUAGAUUGUAAUUUUGGUAUUGGUAAAUAAUUGUAUUUGUUAACAAGUCCUGUAUCAUAUUGUUUUCUUUUGUGUACAAAGCAGCUUUAAACAUCUGCUUUUAAAUACAACAUAUUUCCUUGUUUAACCCCUUGAGUUCAUCCUGCAAAGUGAAGGAGGCAAACGGGAACCAAGUGGAUACUUUCAGUUGGCACCUCAACCAUAGCAAAGACAACUGUACACAAAACAAUGGGAUUAUUCUCAGUGGAUUUGUAGACACCCUCCUCCAUCCAAAAAAACAAACUUCAAUAAUAAUCUCACAUGUGAAAAUGGAACGAUUUCUAACGUGCGUCCGUUGUUUCUGCUGAAGUCCCCUCACUGGAUUCUCAAAGACAUGUGCAAUCUAAUUUAUUUGCACCCUAACCCAGCAGGCUCAUUGUCACGAUGGCUAAUAAAAUGAGCUGCCCUUACUCUCUAUCGCCUUCCUGUAAUAGUGGGGGAAGCAUUAAAGGGCACGAUCAACAGCAUGGGGAUGGGACUUUGAGUACGACGGAAAAUGGCAGUUGCAAUUCGUCCACGUUUUCUUCCAGUUCGCCGGACCACCCCCUGCACACCGGCCCCACCCCGCUCUGGACUGCGGUGUUCGACUACGAAGCAACUGCUGAUGAAGAGCUAACCCUCUGCAGAGGGGACCUGCUGGAGGUCCUGUCCAGAGACUCCAAUGUGUCCGGGGACGAGGGCUGGUGGACGGGCAAAAUCAAGGACAAAGUCGGCAUCUUCCCCAGCAACUACGUCAUCUGGGACCCCAACUACACCAAAAUCCAUGGCAGUUUAAUGAAAGAGUGCCCCUUACCUCUGGAGAUUGAUUUCCAAGAGCUGCGGUUGGAAGAGAUUAUCGGGGCUGGCGGCUUUGGGAAAGUUUAUAAAGGCGUCUGGCGAAGUGAGGAGGUGGCGGUGAAAGCAGCCAGACAAGAUCCCGACGAGGACAUCAGUGUCACCGCGGAGAACGUCCGGCAGGAGGCCAAGCUGUUCUGGAUGCUCCGGCACCCCAACAUCAUUGCGCUGAAAGGGGUGUGUCUGAAGGAACCCAAUCUGUGCCUGGUGAUGGAGUAUGCCCGCGGAGGGGGCCUUAACCGAGUGCUUUCUGGCAAGAAGGUGCCCCCGCGGGUGUUGGUGAACUGGGCUGUGCAGAUAGCCAAAGGGAUGAGCUACCUUCACAAUGAGACCAUCGUGCCCAUCAUUCACAGAGACCUCAAAUCCAGCAACAUUCUCAUUCUGGAGCAGCUGGAGAAUGACGAUCUCUCCAAUAAGACCCUGAAGAUCACUGAUUUUGGCCUGGCCCGCGAGUGGCACAGGACCACCAGGAUGAGCGCCGCAGGAACCUACGCCUGGAUGGCCCCCGAGGUCAUCAAGCUGUCCCUCUUCUCCAAGAGCAGUGACAUCUGGAGUUUCGGGGUGCUGCUGUGGGAGCUCUUGACCGGGGAGGUUCCCUAUCGUGAGAUCGAUGCUCUGGCUGUGGCCUACGGAGUGGCCAUUAAUAAGCUGACCCUGCCCAUCCCUUCCACCUGCCCGGAGCCCUUUGCCAGACUGCUGGAAGAGUGCUGGAGCCCCGACCCACACCUCAGGCCCUCCUUCAGCACCAUCCUGGAGCAGCUGCUGUGUAUUGAGCAGUCGGCCAUGUUCCAGAUGCCCCUGGAGUCCUUCCACUCUCUGCAGGAGGACUGGAGGCUCGAGAUCCAGCAGAUGUUUGAUGAGCUGCGCACCAAAGAGAAGGAGCUGCGCAGCUGGGAGGAGGAGCUGGCACGCGCCGCUCUGGAGCAGAAGGAGCAGGAGGAGGUGCUGCGCAGACGAGAGCAGGAGCUGGCUGAGCGUGAGAUCGACAUCGUGGAGCGGGAGCUCCACAUCAUCAUCCACCAGAUGUACCAGGAGAAGCCCAAGGUGAAGAAACGCAAGGGCAACUUCAAGAAGAGCCGGCUGAAGCUGGGCAAGGACGGCAACCGCAUCAGCCUGCCCUCAGGUUUUGAACACAAGAUCACCGUGCAGGCGUCUCCCAGCGUUGACAAGUGGAAAGGCCAGGGCCCGGACCGCUGCAGCCCCCCAGGCAGCCCUGUCGUCAUCCCCCGGCUGCGAGCGAUUCGCUUGACCCCCAGCGACGGCAGCAAGACGUGGGGGCGCAGCGCGGUGUGUAAGAAGGAGGACCUGGCUGCCAACAAGAAGAAGGUGCGCACCUGGAGCCCCAGCUCCACACACCAGAGAGAGCGAAUCGGAGGAGAAGACAGGUUGAAGUCCCUGGGGGAGGGGUGUAAGCAGUGGUCAUCCAGCGCCCCCAACUUGGGCAAAUCCCCCAAGCAUGUCCCAAUCUCCGGAGGAUUCGCCAGCCUCAACGAGAUGGAAGAGGACUAUGAUGCCAGCUCCCCUCAGACAAACCCCCCAGACGAGGCAGACAGCAACGGGGCGGAGGAGGACAGCGUGCCCCCUCCCUCCAGCUGUACCCCCACAGACUCCCAACGCCGCGGUGCCCAGCGCAAGAAGAACAGCCUAGUGCUGCUGGGCUGUGCCUCCAUACUGGCCUCCAUCGCCCUCGGCAACGACCUCCUCCAGCUCGGCCGGCAGCAGAUGUCUCAGGACGAGUUGGAAGCCAAAGAGGAGAAGAAGAAGAAGGAGGGUCUGUUCCAGCGGACAGGGCGCUUCCGCCGCAGCACCAGCCCCGCCAGCAGGAGAGAGGAGUCCGUCCUGCCUUCCCUGGAGCCGUCCAGCUCAGUCACCCUGCUGUCCCUGUCCUCCCUCUCCGACUGCAACUCCACCAAGUCACUGCUGCCCUUCGAGAGCGAGGACCGCUCCGCCACCAACCCCCUGCUGGACCUCAAAACUGAGAGCUUCAAGAGAGACCCCAGGCAGUCCCUGACCCCCACGCACGUGAGCGCCGCCCUGGCCGUGUCGCGAGGGCACCGGCGCACCCCCUCAGACGGGGCAAUUCAGCCUCGGGCCCAAACCCCCACUCACCGCAGGACUCCUUCUGACGGCAGCGUGCCGGCCCUCCCUGAUACAGGCUCCAGGGAUGUGGAGGUCCCCCGCUUGCCCGACCCCUGUCUGCUGUUCCCUCCCGUCCUGCGGCGCAAGCCGGCGCUCGAGAAGGAUACUGCGGCGAUCGAGAGGCCCAAGACGCUGGAGUUUGCACCGCGGCCGCGCCCCUCCUCCGGCCGGGCCAGGAUCGACCCCUGGAAGUUGGUGUCGUUCAGACGGACACACAGCUCCUCUCCCGGCAGCAGCUGUGACAGCCCGCAGGCCACAGAGGAGCUAGUCCCGGCCAGACAGACCCUGCUGGACAUAGACAUGGAUGGACAGAGUCAGGACAGCACUGUCCCGCUGUGCGAGACCGCCCAAGCGCUGAGCUAACUGAGCCUUCACCCCGGAGCCUGGAGAAAACAGUGACAGCUGCAGCACGGAUAAAUGAUCUCUUAAGUCCAGCUGGUGUUCAAUGAAACCACUAUUAAAAUAAUAGUGCUGGGAUGCAUGGGGAGUUUCAUGUACUUUCAAUUUUAACCUAAUAUUAGAAUAUUCUUACAUUUUACCUUUGAAACUAUUAUUCAUGCCAUAUUACAGAAAAAUAAACUUGGCACGCCAGUAAAUUACAAAAAAGAGAAAAACACAGUGUUAUUUGUUUUAUUUUUGCAUUAGCGUUCAUUUUAAGCCUUCGGUAUAUUUCUGAUGCAGUCUUUUAUAGAUUCUGGUAUAUAAACUAAUACAAAUAUGAUCAUCAGAAAUGAAACAGACUCCUGGUGACUCUGCUCUGUCGCGAUCAGACUUGUUCCAGGAGUCGAACCAAUAAUAAGCUUCAUGACAGUCUUUUAACAGCAAGGUGAGACUGCUACUGUGUUUGCAAUAACUUCUGUGCAAGCAACAUAUACUGUGAACACCCUCCCUGUUACAAUGAUCUCCUUUUUCAAAUGAAAUGUACAUUUUAAACGCUGAUCUUGCAGCUGCUAUCUCGUGAAUUAGACCAUUUUCGGUUGCUUUUACAGAAGGUAUGUCCCUAUACUAAGAGGGCACCAGACACAGGCAUGGCUGAAAGGCUUUUGAUAAGGCCUAAAAUGUGUUUAACAUGUUCUACUGUCCCCUACAUUAUUGUGAGUGGUUCUCAUUGCGAUUAUUUACCGUAUUCCUUCAAAUUUAAUACGUGAUUUUUUAACCAACUCUUCUGCACCUAAAAUUCGAGUACAAUAGUAAUGCGUGUAUUAAAAUCACCAACAAAAGACGUGACUACCCGAGUACACAAGCAGCAACGUGACUGACU
Molecule: messenger RNA, 6282 nt
Organism: Polyodon spathula (Mississippi paddlefish)
Lineage: Eukaryota; Metazoa; Chordata; Actinopteri; Acipenseriformes; Polyodontidae
Gene: map3k10
Product: mitogen-activated protein kinase kinase kinase 10
Exons: 11
Coding region: 2433-5384 (983 amino acids)
Biological process (GO): positive regulation of apoptotic process; protein phosphorylation
Molecular function (GO): JUN kinase kinase kinase activity; ATP binding; protein binding
Source: RefSeq, a predicted model, not a curated record